Cololabis saira (Pacific saury) is the source of this 1513-nucleotide messenger RNA. Its product is annotated as carboxypeptidase A1-like. The record is from RefSeq and is a predicted model, not a curated record. Gene Ontology annotation, molecular function: metallocarboxypeptidase activity; zinc ion binding. The transcript has 11 exons. Bases 135 to 1400 code for a protein of 421 amino acids. Lineage: Eukaryota; Metazoa; Chordata; Actinopteri; Beloniformes; Belonidae. Gene Ontology annotation, biological process: proteolysis.
GGCGGCCUGGGAACGGCAGCAGCCGGUGACAAGCCUCUAUCGCCCUGACCAAGGUCGAGGCUGGCGGACGCGCCCCGACACACUCAUCCAUAAAAGCAGCUGUUCGGCCGCCCGGAUUCACACUCUUGGACACGAUGAAGGGGCUGCUCGCAUUCGUCGCGCUGUUUGUGGCCGUUCUCGGCAAGGAGGCGUUUCACGGUCAUCAGGUACUUCGGCUCGUCCCAAAGGAUGAUGAGCAGUUGUCGAUUCUCAAGGUCCUCGAGGACAUGAUGGAGUUUGAGUUGGACGUCUGGAGGGGGGUGACAGAUGUGACCUCUCCUGUAGAUAUCAGAGUUCCCGCCCACACCGUCGAGGCUCUGAAGAGUUUCCUGGAGACCCACGACAUUGAGUACUCCACCAUGAUUGAAGACCUGCAGGAGGUGAUGGAGAGGGAGCAGGAGGAGAUGGACUCUGCUGCCCUUCUGGCUCAGCCCCAGAAAACUGACGACUACGACUUCUCCAGGUAUCACACCCUGAACGAGAUCUACAGUUUCCAGGACAUGCUGGUGGCAGAGAAUCCCAGCAUGGUCAGCAAGAUAGUGAUUGGCCACAGCUACGAGGGCCGCCCCCUCAAUGUGCUCAAGUUCAGCACCGGUGGAACCAACCGUCCCGCCAUCUGGAUCGACACUGGGAUCCACUCCAGGGAGUGGGUCACCCAGGCCAGCGGCACCUGGUUCGCCAAGAAGAUUGUGACCGAUUAUGGACGUGACCCCGCUCUCACCGCAAUCCUCAAGAACAUGGACAUCUUCCUGGAGAUUUCCACCAACCCUGAUGGAUAUCACUACACCCACACCAAAAACCGUAUGUGGCGUAAGACCAGGAAACCCAACAGUGGUUCUUCAUGUGUCGGAGUUGACCCCAACAGGAACUGGGAUGCUGGUUUUGGAGCACCCGGUGCCAGCAACAACCCCUGCUCAGAGACCUAUCGCGGACCCAGAGCUCACUCUGAGUCUGAGGUCAAGUCCAUUGUGGACUUUGUGAAGUCCCAUGGCAACAUCAAGGCCUUCAUGUCCAUCCACUCCUACUCCCAGAUGCUGCUGUACCCCUACGGCUACACCAGGACCCCCGCCAAGGACCAGGCUGAGCUGCAUAAAGUAGCUCAGAAGGCCAUCACCGACCUGGCCUCCCUGUACGGCACCCGCUACAGAUACGGCAGCAUCAUCAACGUAAUCUACCAAGCCAGCGGCAGCACCGUUGAUUGGACGUACGAACAGGGCAUCAAGUACUCGUACACCUUCGAGCUGAGGGACACCGGCCGCUACGGCUUCCUCCUGCCGGCCAGUCAGAUCCUCCCCACGGCCCAGGAGACGUGGCUGGCAGUGAUGUCCAUCAUGGACCACACCUACAAGAACCCCUACUAAUGUGUGUCUGUGGAAGAGUUGAAAUCGCUGCGAUGAUCCCACUGCCGAUACCUUUGAAAUGGCAUCUUAAGAAUAAACGUGAAUCUUUUAAAUCUUAAAGAUCAUAUAAUAAG